AUAUGUCACACAUCCCGAGAUGUCUAUGCUUUAAUCAGCUGUCAUGUUUGUUACUGGAAAUAGAAAAUAGAUUUUUUACUUCUACCUUAAUUAUUCCCUAUUAUUAUCAUCAUGCGUCUAGACAUACCAGUCAUAGCCGAGAAUUAUCAAAGUUGGAACAUUAAUUCCUAAGAUAAUCUGAAAAAAACAUACCAAAAUGGUGGAACCAAUUUUCGAUUUUCAAUUUAGACUGAUAUUGAUAGGAGACAGCACUGUAGGAAAAAGUUGUUUGCUCAAAUGUUUCACGGAUGGCAAAUUCGCAGAGCUAUCUGAUCCAACUGUCGGUGUUGACUUUUUUGCUAGAUUGAUUGAAGUAGAAGAUGGUACGCGUAUAAAGCUCCAACUGUGGGACACCGCAGGACAAGAAAGGUUUCGCUCAAUCACAAAAUCUUAUUAUAGAAACUCCGUAGGAGCUCUCUUAGUAUAUGACAUUUGUAAUAAGGCGAGCUUUGAGCAUAUUCCAGUUUGGAUGUCGGAAGCUAGAAGGCAAAUUGAACCUCACAGACCUGUGUUUGCUUUAGUAGGAUGUAAAGUUGAUCUUGUUGAGGAAGGAGGAAGAAGAGAAGUUUCUAAAGAAGAAGCCAAAACAUUUGCAGAUCAACAUGGUAUGUUCCAUGUCGAAACAUCCUCCAAAUACGGAUGGAAUGUCGAGGAUGCCUUUAAGAAAGUUACUCAAGAAAUAUAUAAUAGAGUGCAGAGUGGUGAAUAUAAGAUAGAGGAUGGGUGGGAUGGUAUUAAGACGGGAUUUGUGAGACCUAAAGGUUUGGACUUUAAUUUAGUUGAAGCAGAGCCAGCUAAAUCUUCUUGUUGUUAAUUUUCUGCAGGCUUUGUAUAUUGUGCCAGAAAGGUAGUAACAAUAAUCCUGAUGCUUGCAAUAGAACUAGUCACGUUA
This is a messenger RNA of Coccinella septempunctata (seven-spotted ladybird), 931 nucleotides long. It is a transcript of the gene Rab39, whose product is annotated as ras-related protein Rab-39B. The record is from RefSeq and is a predicted model, not a curated record. The transcript has 2 exons. The coding region runs from base 197 to 853 and encodes 218 amino acids. Gene Ontology annotation, biological process: Rab protein signal transduction. Gene Ontology annotation, molecular function: GTPase activity; GTP binding. Gene Ontology annotation, cellular component: Golgi membrane. Lineage: Eukaryota; Metazoa; Arthropoda; Insecta; Coleoptera; Coccinellidae.